GGAAUUUCCAAAUUCUUGACAUAGAUUCCAAGUUUACAGGAAGGAAGUUUGCAGGCAACAUCACAGUAUAUAAGAGACACACGAGUGCAUGAACUCACUUCAGCUCAGCUCUGCUUCACAGUCAAGGAUGAUGAAGGUUCUGUUGCUGGCUUUCGUUCUCACCCUGCUGUUGGUGAAUGGAUCUGCCCUGAAAUGUCACAACUGUGUCCCCUACACCCCUGGUGGAAGGUGUACCACCACUGUGGAGACGUGUGGCUAUAAAAAAGACACCUGUGUAGCUGCCAGAUUCACCAGCUAUCCUUAUUCUUACUUCCGGAGGUGCAUUAGCAUGUCAGACUGCAUGAUUCUUCAGACCAGCCCCUAUAUUAAAGCCACGUGCUGUCAGACGGACCUGUGCAACACCCAUGCACCCAUUUAAACCCAUACAGCCCAUACAUGCAUAUCAACUCUUAAAGGGAAAAAUGACCCAAACUGGUGGCAUUUAAGUGCAUGUCACACAUACUGUAUAUGCAUUAGCAGAAUUAUUUACUAAUGCAAGACCAGUUAUAGGCAAAUGUUAUAGAGUUAUAGGGUGUUAAACAUCAUGCAACUUAAUAAGGUGAUUCUGUAUGGGCACUUUUUUCAUAUCUGUAUUCGUUCAUAUUCAUAAACAAUUUGCAUGAACAAAAUGUUGUGUUAAGACUGCUGAUAAAUAUCAUUGUUUACAAUUUCACCUGUAUUUUCAAGUCUAAGAUUAGUAUGGUAGUAUGCAAUACUGUUUUGUCGAUUUACACUCUUAAAAAUAAAGGUUCUUUAUUGACA
Messenger RNA from Labeo rohita (rohu), 801 nucleotides. Its product is annotated as secreted Ly-6/uPAR domain-containing protein 2-like. NCBI's taxonomy places the organism in Eukaryota, Metazoa, Chordata, Actinopteri, Cypriniformes, Cyprinidae. The record is from RefSeq and is a predicted model, not a curated record. Bases 89 to 418 code for a protein of 109 amino acids. The transcript has 4 exons.